CGCGCCCAGUUCAAUCGGAGGGACGCGGUGCAUCACUUGUUUAUCACCACUUUUCCCACUUCCUUCCCCCGCUCUCGACGCGCCCAUUACCCGUCCAGACAAUUGGCCUCCGAUCUCUUCGAUGCCAGUCGUCCGGCUGCCCCUAAUGGACACUUCAGAAAACACCGCGACGCCGUCUCCGGCUCCGGCCUCCCGCCGCCGGUCUGGCCGUCAGACGCGAGUCCCCGAGAAGUUCCAGCCCGAGAUCACGAUCGCGCCGAAACGCAAGAGGGGCGAGCAUGACGAGGAGGAAGAUGUCGAAAACCACGACCCGGAAGGAGAAGAGGGAGAUGAGGAGUCCAGCGAAGACGAUUCCGACGACUCUCCUGCCGAGGAGGAGCGCGCCAAGCCCAAGAAGAAGAGGACCGCGUCGCAACCGUCGCGAGCCAAGAAACCAGCCGCAAAGAAGCCCAAGAUCAAUGGCGCAGGCCCUGGUGCAGCUUCAGUGACAUUGGGGCUACCUAGUAGGCCGAAGGCGAAGAAAAGCGUGCGCGUUAUGACGGGCGACAGGCGCGACGGCGAUGGAGUAUAUGCGGACAUAUUCGGAUCCGGCGAUUCAUCGAAUGACGUAGCAAGUCGGUGGUAUCAGAAGUAUAAAACCGACAAUGAGGCAGCCGUGACAGACCUCGUCAACUGCGUCCUCCUAGCCGCGGGGUGCGAUGAGCAGGUGACUGAGGACGACAUCCGGGAUCCCGACAAUAUUCAAAACCGCCUGUCAGAACUGCAGGAUCUAUACCAGGAGAAACAAAUCACCGACUACCCAUUAGCGAGGCCAAAGGAGAGCAGGAGCUUCCGGGACUUGCUUGUCAACUUCUUCGAAUCAUUGAUCAACGUAUUCCACGAGACAGAUGUACUCUACACGGAUGAACCACUCAUGGAGAAUAUUGCGCGCUGGUUGUACACCAUGUCAUCAUCGACUUUGCGCCCAUUUCGACACACAGCCACAACAAUCGCUCUUGCCAUGGAGCUAGCCAUGGCCAGCGUCGCCAAGAAACUUGACGACAGGAUCACCAAGACCGCGCAACAAGUUGACACCGAGAAGAGCCGGAAAGGCAAGAACAAGAAUAAGGAGAUGCUUGCCAACCUGCAAAGGUCUCUCAACGAGGCAAACAACAACCGUGAGAUGUGUGGCAAGUACAUGCUAGACAACUUUGAAGUUGUAUUUGUUCACAGGUAUCGUGAUAUCGACGCGCGCAUCCGGACAGAGUGCGUCGAGGCCCUUGGGUCAUGGAUCUGGGUUCUGCCAACAGUCUUCAUGGAACCUGAGUAUUUGAGAUACUUGGGCUGGCUGCUCUCAGACAUUGUACCGUCUGCCCGCCAGGAGGUGCUCAAACAGCUCUCGAGGGUGUUCAAGCGUGAUGCCUCCAAGCUCGGCCAUUUUAUCGACAGGUUCCGACCUCGUCUGAUGGAGAUGGCUACACAAGACCUGGAUGUCAGCGUGCGUGUUGCAGCCAUCGGGGUGAUUGAGACCCUUGGGGAGGCAGGCAUGCUUGAGCCCGAUGAGAUUGAUGCAGUUGGCAAGCUCAUUUUCGACUCAGAGCUGCGGAUCCGGAAGGCGAUCGUCAAAUUCUUCUCCGAUGCAGUCCAAGCUGCGGUCGAACAGAAAGUUGAGGCGAUCGGCGGCGAGGAGGCCGUCGAGGAGAUGUUUCCCGAAGGCGAGGAUGUGGAUGACACUGCACCCCGGGCCGAUUGGCUUGAGGUGAAGGCAUUGGCGGAGACGCUCGCAGUCUACGAAUCACAGCUUGAAGAUGCAGACGAAGAUGAGCGACGCGGACUGGACAUAUCCGCGGAUAUGAUCAAUGCAACCGCCCCAGACACACGCAUGUCGCUUGCGUCUCAAGUGCUAUACGAGAAGAUGGAGACGGUCAAGAGCUGGGAGCUGCUGGCUGGCUUUCUACUGCACGAUCACUCAACAAGCACGAAAUCGAGGUCCAAAUCAAAGGCGAACUCAACCGAAGCAGCAAUGCGACAGCACAUCGCACCCACGACACAAGAGGAGGCCAUCCUACUCGAGGUGCUGGUGGCAGCUGUCAAACAAAACCUGGUUCAUAUUCAUGACGCCGAAAAGGGGAAGAAGAAACCAACGAGGGGCGAUGUGGCCGAGUCUGCGGAAGAAGUUGCUUUACAUCUGGCACAAGUGAUUCCAAAACUCCUCAAUAAGUUCGGGGCCGACCCGAAAACCGCCACAACCGUCCUGCGCCUUCAGCACCUACUUGACCUGGAUGUGUUCCAACAACUUCGACAGGAGUCCUCGACAUUUGAACACCUCCUGGACGGGAUAUGCACGCAGUUUACGAGGCAUGGGGACAAAGACGUGGUCUCGGAAGCAACGCUCGCUCUACUUCAUUCUCGGAAGUGUGAAGAAUACGAAGAGACGGUGGAUCUCAAAAUAUCGGCACUGUGGGAGAAUCUGAUCGACUCCUUGCGUGUCUUCGACAAAUCUCAUGAUCUCUCAAGACGAGGCGGCCUGAGCGGAUCAAUCCUCCUAGGUCUUUCCACGACGCUUAUGAAGAUUAGCAGCCUGGCAAGAGUCAAGGACUGCAUCGAUGUUCUGGAAGCCGAAGGCACUUCUGAGGGCUCUACGGCUCCAGCCAUUGAGAUUUUGACCAGGUCGGUUCACCGUGGUCGCUUCCAACAGGCUGACGAGGAUCUUGAUGACCUGGAAGAUGAGGCCACUUCAUAUGCGAUCAAGUGCUGCCACUUCUACUUCAUGUGGAAGGUCUUGUCACUUACGAGCGCCAUCGAAAUGCAGACUGACGUGUCAAACGAGGCAAUAAGCCGCCUCGCAAGCCUCCGGAAAACGUACCAGGCGAACUUGAUUCACACGCUAUCAUCCAGAGCUAUCAACGACGACCUGCGUUUGUUUGCUACUGGCAGCCUCUGCGACCUGCACAUUACUUUCAGCUCCAUUCGGCGCACCCUCGAGCGGUGGUCGGCUGUUGGUGCGGCGAAGAAAUACGCCGGUCUCUUGCCCUUGGUCCAAGAGAUUCAACCGGGCCUCAUCCCUGAGCUCAUUAAUGUUUUUGACGGAGCUGAACGUACAUUUGCCAAGAAGACCAAGAGGCAUCUCAACGAACCCGCCGAAGACGAGGACCCAAUCGAUGAUGAUCAACUCUCUGAUGCAGAGGACGAAGAGGAAAUGUCAGCAGAGGAGAAACGAGCAUCGGAGCUCCGAGCAGAGAAGGCCUUGUGUGAGCUUACGGCCAAGUAUGUCGUUGCCAUUCUGUCGAAGACGGUGGACCAGAACGGGCCUCAUGCAGGCAAGCUCAGGAAGCGACUACUACGCAAUUCAGUGAAGCUUGGCAACAAUUUCAAAGAGACGGUUGCAUUCUUGGACGAGAAGAAGAUGAGAGACAUGGAGGAGGCGAAGAAGAAGAAGGCCGCCUCAAGAGCGAAGAGCAAGCAGCCCGCCGCGGCGAAGCAGCCCGAGAAGCCGGCCCUCAGCGCCGAGAUAAUAGUCGCGGACGACGACGAUGACGACUCGGAUGCUGAGCAGCCGGAGGAGCCGGAAGAGGGCACGGAGGAGGACCUGCGAAGGCGGGAGCUGCUGGAGGAUCCUAUCGAAGACCACGACAGCGAGGUCGACGGGCAACCUGCCGCUGAUCAUGGUGCUGAUGACGAGUCGAUCCUGGGAGACUGAAAACACGAAAAUGAAAAUACAGAAAGUCUCUUCUGAGCCUGGCGUUUUGGAGAGCUGGUGGGCGGGCAUGGUCGAAAGGGUUGGCGGGUCGACGGACAGACCGACUUCCUGACCGGUAUGGAUAGUGACAACAACUUUUGCAUGAUUCUUUGGCCGCCUGGUCUGGUCUUUUGUGUUUGUAAUGAAUCUCUUGUGGCAGGCUGGCGAGGGUUUUAGAAGCUCUAGCACACAGGGGGAAAAAACGGGAGCGGACAGGCCUUGAGGGGAGGGGGCAGUUUCGCUUGGGAUGAAUGACGGUAAAUACUUUUCCUUCUACACAACGGUCAUGAAUGCCCUUGUUACAUACCCUUGAAAUCGACGCUGUUUUUUGAGA
Messenger RNA from Diaporthe batatas, 4052 nucleotides. RefSeq lists its product as uncharacterized. The transcript is spliced from 3 exons. Lineage: Eukaryota; Fungi; Ascomycota; Sordariomycetes; Diaporthales; Diaporthaceae. Gene Ontology annotation, molecular function: chromatin binding. Gene Ontology annotation, cellular component: chromatin; nucleus; cohesin complex. The coding region runs from base 122 to 3679 and encodes 1185 amino acids. The record is from RefSeq and is a predicted model, not a curated record. Gene Ontology annotation, biological process: sister chromatid cohesion.